Molecule: messenger RNA, 1830 nt
Organism: Emericellopsis atlantica
Lineage: Eukaryota; Fungi; Ascomycota; Sordariomycetes; Hypocreales; Bionectriaceae
Product: WD40-repeat-containing domain protein
Exons: 6
Coding region: 1-1830 (609 amino acids)
Biological process (GO): carbon catabolite repression of transcription
Cellular component (GO): nucleus; cell tip; cell division site
Molecular function (GO): protein binding
Source: RefSeq, a predicted model, not a curated record
AUGUUCGUCCUUCCGCCCCCGCCGCGGUACCCCAUCAAUGGCGCAUACGGCAAUGGAAUCAACAUGGUUCCCGUCAUCGAGACGAACAACACCUUGUCUCACCCUGACGGCCCCGACAGCCAAUUCCUUGUCGGCGAAGGCACCUACAUGCUCAAAGAAGACUUGCAUCUCGCGACACCACCGCCGCAUCCGUCGGAGGCCCCGAUUGUGAACCCGAAUCCGCUGGCGACAAAUCCCCAGCCCGCGACGACGGGCACGAAAGUGUCAUUGAUAAAUCUCGAUGCGCGGCCAACGCCGCCAGUGUUCUUCAAAUCACCAUUCCAGAUGAAUGGGCUAGCGGCAAGCAUACAGGAAGCUGGCAAAGAGGUCAGAUCGUCCACUGAGGGCGGGAUGAGUAGCGAGGAUGGGAGAGGGACUUCGAUGAGCGAUGGCCCUGGCACGUCGUUGUAUCGUGCAUCAGUCCCAGCCUUUGGCGAGGCAAACCCUCUGCUUGCCCAGGCACCCACCAAGGAUGUGAACAAGAGAAAGAAGCCCAAGAAUAACAUGACUAAGAGCAAUUCCUCCUUCAUUUCUCGCGUCAUUGUCAACGAGAGCCUGUCGAAGAAGCUCACUGAUCGGCCGAGCGAUGGACUCUACGCCUUUGCCAAUAUCAACAGAGCUUUCCAAUGGCUGGAUCUGUCCAGUCCGAAAAAGGAAGACUACUUGACCAAGAUCCUGUUCACAAAGGCGCACUGUCUCUGCCACGAUGUCAACCACGUCUCCAAGGGUAGCUCUCAUAUGGACGUCAUCAUGGGCUUCUCGACUGGGGAGAUCAUCUGGUGGGAGCCCAUCUCACAGCGGUACACGCGUUUGAACAAGAACGGUGCGAUCAACAACACACCGGUAUCCCAGAUCACAUGGAUUCCAGGGUCAGAGAGUCUGUUCCUUGCUGCCCACAUGGAUGGUGCGCUGGUGGUAUACGACAAGGAAAAGGAAGACAGUCCCUUCAUUCCAGAGGACGUCGCCCCAGCGCUAAAUGGCAGCGAGACUGGCGAUGCAGUCAACUCUCACGGCAAGAACAACAUCCAGGUGCAGAAGUCUGUGCUGUCGAAGAAUCAGAAGACGAACCCUGUGGCGCUUUGGAAGUUGUCAAACCACCGCGUCAAUGCGUUUGCAUUUUCUCCAGAUCGGACACAUCUGGCUUGCGUAAGCGAAGACGGAACACUCAGAAUCAUCAACUACCUGGAAGAGAAGCUCCUUGACAUCUUUUAUUCCUACUACGGUGGCUUGAGCUGCGUGUGCUGGUCGCCGGACGGCAAGUACAUUGUCACUGGUGGGCAAGACGACAUGCUUUCCAUCUUCUCCAUGAGCGACUCGGCCCUGGUUGCUCGCUUGCAAGGCCACGAGUCCUGGCUAGCAGCUGUUGCGUUCGACCCGUGGCGAUGUGACGAGCGCAACUAUCGCUUUGGCAGCGUAGGGGAGGACGGGAGACUAUGCCUCUGGGACUUCAGCGUCGGCAUGUUGCACAGGCCUCGCGCGCUCUCCACGCAACCGCGCGCCUCGGUCACGGCUCGCCUGGCCACGCUGGAUACAGUAGAUUCGGCGCAGACCACAGGAAGUCAAGAGUCCAACGGCAGCAACAUUGAGGACGACGGCUUUUCGCACCCUGUCGAGCCUCGAGCGAACAUCCCAAUGCUGCCACCCGUUCUGAACAAGCAGAUUGAUAAGGACCCGAGCCAGUGGCUGGCAUUCACCGAGGACGCCAUUAUCACGAGCUCCAAGACUGGCCAUCUCAAGACCUGGAAUCGGCCCGGUGUGAAGGUUGAAGCGCCAGGCGCGGCAAAGGCAUGA